This is a messenger RNA of Penicillium expansum, 2922 nucleotides long. RefSeq lists its product as uncharacterized. The coding region runs from base 1 to 2922 and encodes 973 amino acids. Lineage: Eukaryota; Fungi; Ascomycota; Eurotiomycetes; Eurotiales; Aspergillaceae. The transcript has a single exon. The record is from RefSeq and is a predicted model, not a curated record.
AUGAAACUACCUAAGAGCUUUACCAGGCGGAAAUCGUCCGGCAACGUUAUUGAAGACGUGGAACCCCCUCACCAAUCCUCCUUUCGAGUCUUCGAGCGCCCGGGUCCUCAUCGAUCCAUGACGGAUGGAGCGGUGCUGACCAAGCCGCUGAGUGAGGGUCAUACAGUGCCGUCGAUGGAGGAUUCCGAUAAUAUCUUUGCGGAGAGGGAGCGACCCCUGGACAAGAGCCGGUACGAUCGCCCUUCGACCAUGGAUUCUCUUAGGAGACGGCUGACUGGGAACCGCGAUAGUGGUAACUACGAAAGUUCGACGUCAACCAGGCUAAGCUCAUCAUCCACCCUCCCAUCAUCAACCGAAGUCCCGCCGCCCGACGAGACCCAAUCCCCUCAUUCCAGAAUCCAUGAUGUUCCAGCUCCACCAAUCACGAGUGCACUGCGCGCCGCAGGACGAACUUUCUCGUUCGGUGGUCGAUUCGGCAAGUCAGGACCACACGUCCCUCGGCAACAAACACCGGAUACCUCAAAGAAUCGCCCGGUGACAGGCAGCACCGACAGCACGGCCACCCCACCCAAGCUGCCAGAUACAGACUUCGCUCUCAGCUCGCAGGACGAUUUCAAUAAGAUGUUUGAUAAUAUGGGUGGACAGGGCUCCGCAAUCCGGGGAUCAUCCCCUAAACCGACAAAGGUAACACCUGCAAUCGCUCGUCCAGACAAGGAUGCAUUGCUGACAGUAUCGCAGUACUCGUCGUCUCCACCAACGCAUGUUCUGCCCGAGUUCCAAAACAGCAGAGCUGCAGCCCCCGCCGCAAUCAAUACAGAUCGAUCGACUGCUGUCGAGUCACCCCCUUACUCCUGGGAUCGUCGCCCAUCCGAGGAGGGCUUGCUACGUGGCCCGCAAUCUCCACCGCUGAACCAGAGCCAGUCUACCCCCGAUACGGUUGUUGGUUUCCGGAAGCUUUCGCCGUCUCCUAAUCAGUUUGCCGAGGCCACUACCUCACAUCGUUCCUUGGAGCGCCCGCGGGGAUCGGAGAGAGGAGGAUUGCGGAGGAGUGGGAUAUAUUCGGCCAAGGGGGAAUCCGCACCCUUUGAUGACGAAGAUGCCCAAAUGGUCCGAAAGUCUGUCGUAUAUGGCAAAGAAAGCACUUCGCCGUGGGCUGAGGGCAGCCCUUCAGGUGGAACCCCAUUGAUUGACAAGGGCAAAGCACCCAAUUACUCUGGGCAAGUGAACCCAGAACCUGAUAAUAUGUUCCAAUACCGCCGCUCGCCCCCUCCGGCCGACAGAUUGGACCCCUCCAUUGCGGAUCACGCGCGGUUGGCUGUGCAGUACGCAGAUAGUCUCCCCAAGUCAUCUUCUCCGGGUAACAAGGUGAUGACUCCAUCUCAGUUCGAGCACUAUCGCCAGCAACAAGAACUCCGACGCUCCAAUAGCGACGCGACUAAGAGCGAUGACGAGUCUGAUCACGAGGAGUUUGACGAUGAACAAGAUGAGGUGGAGAAGCAACGUGAGACGGAACGUCAACGACGAAAGCAGGAGGCUCAUCUAUCUGUGUAUCGUCAGCAAAUGAUGAAGAUCACAGGUCAGCAAGCACCUGUGCAAUCGCUACGUCCGGUCAUGAGUGGAGCUAGCAACAGCACCCCCAAUUUAAACCCCAGUCGCCUGUCUGUGCUAGGCGAGAAGUCCAACAGUGGAAAGAGCAGCGAGGAGGAGGAUGACGAUGUGCCACUUGGUAUUCUAGCCGCGCACGGUUUCCCUGGCCAGAACCGCCCACCAACCCGCCUGAACAAUGUCAGCUCCAAUCCCAACCUUCGCGCAUCUAUGCAACCGCCUUAUAUAUCAUCUUCCAACUCUGUUUCGGGCGCCGACCCCAACGCCAGCCGGGGCAGUCUCCCACCUUUUGCAAGGAACUUGCCGCGAGAUCCUUACUUCGGUGCAGGCCUGGUUAACAACGCCAACCGUGAAUCAUUGGCGUUCGGAGGUGGUUCGGUAUAUGGAGGAUCUUCGUCCCCCGCACCUCCCCCCGGAGGUCUUGUCGGUGUUAUAGCAAGUGAGGAGCGGGCGCGGGCGAUGCGCAGAGGAAGCCCGAAUACACAAGCAAUGCACGAGAUGGGAGGAGUGCCUCGGCCGUACUCGAUGAUGCCGCAGCAGCAGCAGCAAAACGUCAGCGCCGGAGAACAAGCGUCUAUCCAGCUAUCGCAGCAGAUGACCACUAUGAUGCAGAUGCAAAUGCAGUGGAUGCAGCAAAUGAUGCAAAUACAAGGUGGGCAGGGUCAACCUAUGAUGCAAGGCAUGCCAAUGCCUCCUAUGAUGAUGCCUGGUGGAGCGAUGGCCAUGCCUCCCAUGGGCCCUCCUUCGAUAUCCGGGCCCCAGUCCAUGGCUGGUAACCCGAACUUCCGGCCGAUGUCUAUGCCAACAUCCGUUCUCAACGCCUCACCCUCGCUCCCACACAUUGAUCAGCGUACGAUGAGCAUGAUGGACCCCAACAUUUCAACCCGUAGGACUGGCUCGCCCAUGCCAAAUCUGUCAGGUACCCCCUUCCGCCCCAACACCGGAUAUGCCGCUUCAAUCGCUCCGUCCGAGCGUAGCACCGUUGGCAUGGCGCCUCGUUACCGACCGGUAUCAACCAUGCAGCCUGAAUCAAAUUACGCAGUGGCAUCUUCAAACAAGCCUUUUGGUGACGAAAAUCACAACCCGUCCCUGCUGAUGCCUCAGUCUCACAUACCGAAAUCGCAUCUCGCCACUGUGACCGUACGCCCUGUUUCGCAGAGCACUGGUGUUGAAAAUCGGAAGCCCGGUUCCGAGGAUGAAGAGGACGACGACGAGGCCUGGGCUGACAUGGUGAAGAAGCGCGAGAAGAAGAAGAGCAGCUGGAAGAUGAAGCGAGGGACGUCUUCGUUCGGAGAUCUGCUGAGCGCUGUGCACUAA